UUGUCUAUAGAUAUCGUGAACUCGGCAAUUCCCUUUCCUCCCUGAAAAUCUUAUCCUCUCUAUCCAGGUCUAUUUUCUUACUAGUUCAGAGGAAGAACCAUGUCUACAGCUGCGGCCUCUUCUCUAGUUCUCCCUUCUCUUCAUCCUAAAACCCUGUUCCUUUGCAACCUCAACAAACCCACUUCUCUCUUUUUUGUCUCUCCCUCUUCCUCUUCUCUCAGGCUCCAUGCCAAGGGCACCAUUUCAAUUACCGAUUCACUUUUCCACUCUUUUGGAGCUCUCCGACUGCCCUUUUCCUCUCGCUUUGUUCCCAACGUCGCAGUUUCUUCUGAGUUCGGACAAGAAGAGGAGGUCUCGAGCGACGGAGAUGAGCCCACUUUCUCUCCCGACCUCAAAUUGUUUGUGGGUAAUCUUCCCUUUAGCGUUGACAGUGCCCAGCUAGCUGGUUUGUUUGAAAGUGCUGGAAAUGUCGAGAUGGUUGAGGUAAUAUAUGACAAAGUAACUGGGAGAAGCAGAGGAUUUGGUUUUGUGACCAUGUCAUCUACAGAGGAAGCUGAAGCAGCUGCUCAGCAGUUCAAUGGCUAUGAACUUGAGGGUAGGUCGUUGAGGGUGAAUUCUGGACCCCCACCCCAGAAGGAACCUUCUUUUUCUAGAGGCCCACGAGGUGGUGAAGCUUUUGAUUCAGCCAACCGGUUGUAUGUUGGCAACCUUUCUUGGAAUGUUGAUAACUUGGCACUUGAGACCUUUUUCAGUGAGCAAGGGAGGGUUUUGGAUGCUAAGGUGGUCUAUGACAGAGAGAGCGGUAGAUCAAGGGGCUUUGGUUUUGUUACUUAUAGUUCUGCUGAAGAGGUUGAAAAUGCCAUUGAGUCCCUGAAUGGUGUUGAAUUUGAUGGCAGACCAAUUCGGGUCUCUGUUGCAGAAGCUAGACCAAGGCGUCAAUUUUGAGCACAAAACCGUUCGUGUAUUUCUUUGUGGAAGAAUACUUCAGGCACCUUAUCUGUUUGCAUUUUUUUAUCCAUAAACAUAUCAUUAUGUGAAACUUAACUGAUAUCUGAUCUAUCUUCUAGCUCCCAGCUAGUUGUUUUUUUUUUAUUUUUUUUUUUUGAGUGAUUCUGAUGAGACCAUUGUUUGUUAUUUGUAUGGGCAUGAGUGGUUGCAACCUUAAACCUUUAAGUUCUGUGACAGGGAAUUGGGAGAUGAGCAACUGCAAUCUGUUGCUAUAUUGCUGUUCUUCAAACACAUGCCGAAUGAUCCUUGUUCUUAAACUGCUUUUAGGAAUGACAGCCUCGUGCUUCUUAGAAGUAUGCAUCUGGAAUGAACAAGAGGCCUGCAUUGAAAUUUCUUGAUGUAUUUUUUGAUCCUGAUUAAAACUUUUAUAUUUAUGCUAUUUAUAGAGUUAAUGUAUCAGUUAUUUAGUUUGGCUUUCCCAUACAUAUUUUGUUAGAAGAACACCUUUUGAUUGAAAUUUCUCCGCUUGAAAGAGGUUUUUUCCCUUC
Messenger RNA from Hevea brasiliensis (rubber tree), 1496 nucleotides. RefSeq names its product 29 kDa ribonucleoprotein A, chloroplastic. Gene Ontology annotation, cellular component: cytosol. Bases 100 to 945 code for a protein of 281 amino acids. The record is from RefSeq and is a predicted model, not a curated record. The transcript is spliced from 4 exons. Gene Ontology annotation, molecular function: mRNA binding. Lineage: Eukaryota; Viridiplantae; Streptophyta; Magnoliopsida; Malpighiales; Euphorbiaceae.